This is a messenger RNA of Penicillium pulvis, 1227 nucleotides long. RefSeq names its product E3 ubiquitin-protein ligase RAD18 (gene rad18). Lineage: Eukaryota; Fungi; Ascomycota; Eurotiomycetes; Eurotiales; Aspergillaceae. Gene Ontology annotation, biological process: protein monoubiquitination; DNA damage tolerance. The record is from RefSeq and is a predicted model, not a curated record. Bases 68 to 1219 code for a protein of 383 amino acids. Gene Ontology annotation, cellular component: Rad6-Rad18 complex; nucleus. The transcript is spliced from 3 exons. Gene Ontology annotation, molecular function: single-stranded DNA binding; ubiquitin protein ligase activity.
AGCAACUCUUGGUUGCUCCGGACCCGAAAGAACUAGCAUACAGCUGCAGGGCUGUCCGUUCGCUUCGAUGGAGAAUUCUCUAGAAAUCACCGACUCCACCGACUGGCUCGGCACCCCUCUCCAGCUUCUUGCGCCGCUUGAGUCCUCUCUCAGAUGUCAAGUUUGCAAGGACUUUUUUGAUACUCCGAUGAUCACCUCGUGUUCUCACAGCUUUUGCUCACUAUGCAUUCGUCGUUGCCUCACUGCCGACAACAAAUGUCCCAUCUGCCGCGAAGGGGAUCAAGUACUCAAGCUGCGUCGCAACUGGGCGGUGCAGGAACUUUUGGAUACAUUCAAGACAGCGCGACCCGCUGUGAUGGAACUUGCCAGGAAGUUCAAGGCGCUUAAGGAGCAGGAAGAAAACCAAGUCCCAGAACCACAGCCUAAGAAGCGCAAGGCGAAUCAAAUAGAGCAGUCGCAGGAUAUUUCAUCGGUGGAGGCUAGUCCACCGCGACUACGGACGAGAUCAAGAAGCGUGAAAGCAGUGCCCCAGGAGCCAGAGGUUAUACCGGAAGUCAUUGAGGACAGUGAAGGCGAAGAAGAAUAUAUACCAGAUGAUGGCAUGGCCGUCUGCCCUGUUUGUGACCGAACUAUGAAGAUAGAAGCUGUCAGCCACCAUAUCGACAAGUGCCUUGCCGAACAGGAAGCAAGAGAAGCCACAGAGAGACAGAAGCACACAGCAUUUGGAGUUCUCCAACGCCAACAAAAUUCACCCUCGAAACAAUUAGAUAGACUACCCACCUUGAAUUACGACCUCAUGAACCCGAGCCAGCUGCGAAAAAAGUUCAAGGAACUCGGAAUUCCAACAGAGGGGGCCAAGGAUCUCAUGAAAAGACGGCACACAGAAUGGGUCAACCUGUGGAACGCAAACUGUGACUCCCAAAAUCCCAAGUCCAGAAUGCAACUUCUCCGCGAGUUGAGAGUUUGGGAAGACACACAAGGCGGGGGCUCAGUGAUGACGGUUCCUGAUAGAAACACCGUGACUAGCAAAGGAUUUGAUGCAGCCGGGUGGUCUGCAAACCAUAAUGAUGACUUCAAGCGCCUUAUUGCUAGCGCUCGAAAGAAGACUGAUGCCCAAGUAAGAUCCACGAUUCCUGGAUCCUCGGGAUCAGACCAACCACCAUCGACAUCUCCGAAUGGAUUGCCGGGCAAGGUUGCUGAGGAUCUGGGUGAUCGAUGAGGUGUUAC